Messenger RNA from Closterium sp. Naga37s-1, 406 nucleotides. Lineage: Eukaryota; Viridiplantae; Streptophyta; Zygnematophyceae; Desmidiales; Closteriaceae. The record is from the annotation of a GenBank genome assembly.
CCCUCUCUCCCCGCCGUCUGUCUGUGGAAUAUGGAUGGGGCAUCGCUGGAUUCGGAGAGCGUCACCCCACGCCGUCAACGGCUCGUACGCCCUCCUCUCCCCGCCUUGUUUCAACAGGGUGGGUGAGCAGCGGGCGGAGUGGGGGCCGGUGGGCGAGGAGAUGGCGGGCGCAUACCGAGCAGCACGUAUGCUCGGCACAUGGAAGCGUGGAACCACACGCAACACGAAGGCAAUGCUCCCCGCCAAGCGCUGCCUUGGUAGUGCAGUACGCCGCACAAUUCGCGCCCGCGGCUGACUCAGGAUCAGCCGGCCGCGACCGGGGCGGCGGCUGCGGGGGAGGAGAGGCAACUCCAUGCGGGUGGUGCGGGCGAUCAGGGCUGCGAAUGUGCGGUCCAGGUGCUGCAAC